Molecule: messenger RNA, 1065 nt
Organism: Sarcophilus harrisii (Tasmanian devil)
Lineage: Eukaryota; Metazoa; Chordata; Mammalia; Dasyuromorphia; Dasyuridae
Gene: MALL
Product: mal, T cell differentiation protein like
Exons: 4
Coding region: 123-590 (155 amino acids)
Biological process (GO): myelination
Cellular component (GO): membrane
Molecular function (GO): structural constituent of myelin sheath
Source: RefSeq, a predicted model, not a curated record
ACGUCUCAGUCAAUGGGUGUGUCAGGGUAUAAUAUUGGAAGUACUGAGUGCCAGGCAGAAUUACUGCACAGAGAAUCAGGUCUAGGUGAGCUUCAACAGAGGCCCCUGAACACAAAAAGGGGAUGGCAUCUAAAGACUUCCCUCCACCCACCACCUAUACAGGACUCGAAGUGCCCACGGGAUUAGCCUUCUUUCUAACAAUCCCAUAUGCUUUCUUCAUUCCAGAACUGGUCUUUGGUUGCUGGGUCUGGAUUCUGGUAGCUGCCACUGGUGUGAUUUAUGUUUUAUUGCAAGGAUGGGUUAUGUAUGUGUCUAUCACUUCAUUCCUCAUCUCCCUGAUGUUCCUGUUGUCUUACUUACUUGGAUUUUAUAAAAGAUAUGAAUCCUGGAAAGUUUGGGAUAGCCUUUAUCAUGGAAGUACCGGAAUUUUGUACAUGAGUGCAGCCGUCUUACAAGCAAAUGCAACAAUUCGCACGGAAUUAGAAGGGAAGGAGAAAAUAUUUUAUGAAUUGAAUACUGCUGCUACGUUCUUUGCUUUUAUUACUACCUUCCUGUACAUUCUCCAUGCCUUCAGCAUUUACUACCACUGAAGUAGAGCAUAAAGACAACAGGACAGAGAAGAAUCGUAUGUUCCAUCAGGACAAACAUCCAAAAGCUGGACUGAGAAGCAGCUGACCCAUGUUUUCAGACUGUCUAAAACAGAAGUACUUUUGGUAACUUGGUUUUGAAAUUUUAAUUUGUCAAGAGUUUUUUGUAUAUCGGAUGUAAUUGUAUUAUAUAUUAAAAUGUUUUAUUUUAGUUUGCCUGGAAAAUAACUAACUCUAGGAAUUAUUUAGCAAUGAAUAAAACCAGUAAGGUGCAGUUGUAUUCCUUCAUGUGAAAGGCUAAAUCCCAAAGAUAUAAUGCCCAGUCAAUGAUCCAGAAACAGGAUUAUUUAUAUUUUAAAUAUAGUUACUGAUCAAUUCCUUAUUGAUUAUCAGUUAUCAAUAAAUAUGGGGCAGCUAGUUGGUACAGUGAAUAGAGUACCAGACUUGAAGUCAGGGAGACUCAUCUUCCUGAGUUCAA